AUGCAUUUGAAAUACUUAGGAUACUUAGCUGGGUUACUGGUGGUGGUGGCCUCGCAAGGAGAUCACUCGACAGAGUUCACUGAGUGUUUGAGCCAGUGUAUUACACUCAUGAGUUGUGAUCGAACCAAUAUUUUUGAAGAAAUCUCCAAACAACGAUUUGCCCAAGAAGAAAAGGAUGCAAAUGCCGAAUUUGCCCAAGAACAAUCAUAUAACUUGAAGAAAAGAGAGAUUCCACCUUCGUUCAAGUAUACAUUUGAAGAUUUCAAUAAUAAUUAUAGAAUUUCGCCGAUCUUCCAAUUAAUUUUCCAAUGGGAUUGUAAACUGGAUUGUAAUUAUAAAUGCCAACAAUUUGUUAGUAAUAAUCGAGAAAUUAAUGAUUUACCAAUGGUGCAAUUUUAUGGGAAAUGGCCAUUUAAAAGAAUCUGGGGAUUUACUGAAUUUUUCCUGUCAAUUUUCUCCAUUGGUAACUUAUACGUUAAUUGGGUUAAUUUACCAAAAAUUUUACAACAGUAUCUGAAAAAUAAGAAACAUAAUUUAGAAUUGGCAACCAUGUAUCAGCAAUAUUUAAUCUUAUUGAUAAUAUCAGUAAUUGGAUGGCUUUUCAGUACGUUAUUCCAUAUAAGAGAUAAUGCAGUGAGUGAAACUUUAGAUUACUUUGGUGCUGCAAGUAUUAUAAUGGCUAAUUUUAAUGCCAUUAUAAUUAGAUACUUUGAACUAUUCAAGAAAGAUCAACAAGCUACUAGAAAUUAUUUUCAGUUUGGAUUAGUAUGCGUUUGGAUCUUACAUAUUACCAAAUUAAAAUUGAACUGGGAUUAUAAUUAUAAUACAGUAUUUAAUUUAGUGUUUGGAGCAAGUUCCAUAAUCUUAUGGAUGGUUCAUUCCUAUAACAUUAUCAAGUUAUAUUGUGAAAAUGAUCAUAUUUAUAAUAAUUCAAUACAAUUAUUGCCUUUUGAAACCAAAAUCUUAACCAAAUUGAAUUAUAUUGGGAUAAUUUCCAAAACAAAAUACAUUCCAUACAUUCCAAUUUUUUUAAAUUUAUGGUUGAUCUUUGGUAUUAGUUUUGAAAUCUUAGAUUUCGAACCUUGGAAAAGAUUAAUCGACGGACAUGCUAUAUGGCAUCUAAUUACUAUAAUUCCAAGUAUUAUUUGGUUUGAUUGGAAUAUAUGGGAUUUAGAAAUGUUUACAAUAAGUCAAGAUUUAAAUAAAUUUAAUUAGUGUAUGUAAUGAAUGAAGUAUAAAUGAAGUAUAAAUGAAUGAAGUAUAAAUGAAGUAUAAAUGAAUGAAGAUGCAAGAAAUGAAUGGGUAAUGCAAAGAAACCUAUUAAAAUAACCGAAGAGAAAAGAAAGUCGUGAAGAAAGAAUUAAAUGAAUAUGAUAUUAAACUAAUGAAGCAUCAACUUCUCGAGUUGAUUCAACUUCUUUGGUGGUUCUUCCUUUAAAUAAUGAACGAACCAUCUUACUAUUAAGACAUAGAACUAUCAUCAUGAUAAUAACAAAUUUUAUAAUAAAGUCAGUCAUAUCAUCACUAUCAUUAGUUUCAUAUGAAUAAUUUUGAUUGAAAAAUGGUAAUGCAUAUUUCAUAUUACCGGUUUCAUAAAACUUAUGUUCUCUUAAUAAAUGAGAAUCUGAUGUUGGUGGUGGUGGUGCCAUCGUUAAUGCUUGGGUAUGUAAAAAAUUGUAUAGACGUAGUCAAAAUGAUAUUUUUUU
Molecule: messenger RNA, 1706 nt
Organism: Hyphopichia burtonii NRRL Y-1933
Lineage: Eukaryota; Fungi; Ascomycota; Pichiomycetes; Serinales; Debaryomycetaceae
Exons: 1
Coding region: 1-1215 (404 amino acids)
Biological process (GO): GPI anchor biosynthetic process
Cellular component (GO): endoplasmic reticulum membrane
Molecular function (GO): hydrolase activity, acting on ester bonds
Source: RefSeq, a predicted model, not a curated record